UAUCACACACACAGAAUAUACCAAUUUGGAAAGGCAGCCUAACAUGACCCAACAUAGCGACAAAGCCGAAUUAACUGAAAACCCACCAAACUGGGAGGCUCAUGUGCUGCACUAUCUACACCACCAUUUCCACUCACCCCCACUCUCUCUCUCUCUCUCUACCUUACCUCCGGAAUUUGACUCACAACCAUCUGCCUAGUUCAUACUUUCAGAUUUUUCUUUCCGGGAGUUAUCAGCCACUGUUGGAGGCCUGAAAGUUCAGUUUUGCGGGUUGUGUGUUCGGUGAAAUGUCCCAGUGGGGAUGUGUUUCCGCGGCUAACUUGAGCUGGCAAACUAGUAGUAUCGUAAGUAUUAGGAAGGUUGGAAGCACACCCAGAUGUUGUUUCCAAAUGGGUUUGCCAAAUUUGGAAGCUUUGACUUUUGGAGGUAGUGAAUUUAUGUCUCAGAGUUUGAGAAUUCCGUGCUCAAGUGCGACUGGUAGAGGGCAGAGGAAAAGGGGUUUCCCUUUGAAGGUAGUUUGUGUGGACUAUCCAAGACCGGAGCUUGAGAAUACUGUUAAUUUCUUAGAAGCUGCUUCCUUGUCUGCUUCCUUUCGCUCUUCUCCUCGUCCUGCUAAACCGUUAAAAGUUGUAAUUGCUGGUGCAGGACUGGCUGGUUUAUCAACUGCAAAGUAUUUGGCAGAUGCAGGUCAUAAACCUUUAUUACUGGAAGCAAGAGAUGUUUUAGGUGGAAAGCUGGCAGCAUGGAAAGAUGAGGAUGGAGACUGGUAUGAGACAGGCCUACAUAUAUUCUUUGGAGCGUAUCCAAAUGUACAAAACUUGUUUGGAGAGCUUGGUAUUGAUGACAGGUUACAGUGGAAAGAGCAUUCUAUGAUAUUUGCAAUGCCCAACAAGCCAGGAGAGUUCAGUCGAUUUGACUUCCUUGAAGCUUUGCCAUCACCCAUAAAUGGAAUAUGGGCCAUUUUGAAGAAUAAUGAAAUGCUGUCUUGGCCAGAGAAAGUAAAGUUUGCUAUUGGUCUUCUACCGGCAAUGCUUGGUGGACAGGCUUAUGUUGAAGCUCAAGAUAACAUCUCUGUUAAAGAUUGGAUGAGAAAACAGGGCAUACCUGAUCGAGUAACUGAGGAGGUGUUUAUUGCCAUGUCAAAGGCAUUAAACUUUAUUAACCCUGAUGAACUUUCAAUGCAAUGUAUAUUGAUUGCUUUGAACAGAUUUCUUCAGGAGAAGCAUGGUUCCAAGAUGGCCUUUUUAGAUGGUAAUCCUCCAGAGAGACUCUGUAUGCCAAUUGUUGAUCAUAUCGAGAAAUUGGGUGGUGAACUCCAACUUAAUUCACGGAUACAAAAAAUUGAGCUAAAUAAUGACGGAACAGUGAAGAGAUUUUUAUUAACCAAUGGAAAUGUGAUUGAAGGGGAUGUUUAUGUGUUUGCCACUCCAGUUGAUAUCCUGAAGCUUCUCUUGCCUGACAGCUGGAAAGAAAUUCCAUAUUUUAAAAAGUUGGAGAAAUUAGUAGGAGUUCCAGUUAUUAAUGUUCACAUAUGGUUUGACAGAAAACUGAAGAACACAUAUGACCACCUACUUUUUAGCAGAAGUCCUCUUCUAAGUGUCUAUGCUGACAUGUCUGUAACAUGCAAGGAAUAUUACAAUCCAAACCAGUCUAUGUUGGAGUUGGUUUUUGCACCAGCAGAAGAAUGGAUAUCCCGUAGUGACACAGAAAUUAUUGAUGCUACGAUGAAGGAACUUGCUAAACUCUUUCCUGAUGAAAUAUCCACCGAUCAGAGCAAAGCAAAGAUUUUAAAGUAUCAUGUUGUCAAAACACCGAGGUCUGUCUACAAAACCGUCCCUGAUUGUGAACCUUGCCGGCCCUUGCAAAAAUCUCCCGUAGAGGGUUUUUGUUUGGCUGGUGACUACACAAAACAGAAAUAUUUAGCUUCGAUGGAAGGUGCAGUUCUAUCGGGAAAGCUUUGUGCACAGGCAAUUGUACAGGAUUACGAUUCACUUAUUGCUCGUGAGCAAAGGAACUUGGCCGAGGCAGUCAGUCGUUGAUGACAACCAUACUGUGGAGAAGUAUUAUCUGGUAAUAUUUUCGCGCACGGAAGUCAUCAGCCCUUUCAACAAAUUAGAUACUAAUUACACACUUUAAGGUCAUAUAUGGAGUAACAUUGUUAACCACUUUGAUGGUGCAUCUCUCCAAGAUGGCAGCAUGUCAUUCCUUGAUUUGCCUACAUAAUUAAUCAUCUAUCUGUAAGUGUAAAUAUGUUUUCCUUAAAAAGAAAAUAAAGAAAAUGAAGAAAAAAAAUCUUUCCAAUAGGUAAAAUUCCAUUUUUCUUUUUCUAGGUACUUGUAUGUCCCAACUAUGGUUGUACUUGUGGUGGACACUGAACACUGGAUCAUAACUCAUGAGAACCUUGAAUGAAAGAGCAACAUAGCUGGAGAGGGUGGAGAUAUAUAUAUAUAUAUAUAUAUAUAUAAAUGGGAGGCCUUUUUAAAAGAGUUAAUUAGAAAAAGAGCCAGAGUUAUGCAUCAGAUUUUUAUGGUAAAUUUACUAAUAGUUCCAUAUCUCCCUCCUCAGCUUGAAGCCAAAAAUUCGAUUGCAAUAUAUUCUAUAGCAGAACUCUACAUUUUUUUUUAAUUUUUUUUUUGUGGUUAAUAUUGUAUUGUUCAUAUAAGUUGAAUCGUCAAUAAUAAUUUUGUUAUGAAUU
This is a messenger RNA of Ziziphus jujuba (common jujube), 2695 nucleotides long. Its product is annotated as 15-cis-phytoene desaturase, chloroplastic/chromoplastic. Gene Ontology annotation, molecular function: phytoene dehydrogenase activity. Gene Ontology annotation, cellular component: chloroplast thylakoid. The transcript is spliced from 15 exons. Gene Ontology annotation, biological process: carotenoid biosynthetic process. NCBI's taxonomy places the organism in Eukaryota, Viridiplantae, Streptophyta, Magnoliopsida, Rosales, Rhamnaceae. The record is from RefSeq and is a predicted model, not a curated record. The coding region runs from base 288 to 2039 and encodes 583 amino acids.